UUUACAACUCAACUCCGACAAGUCUCCACUUGUGUUGCAAUAUUCCCUUUCAUUUUAAUUUUUAGGCUCUCCCUUUCCUCUUUUUUUUUUUUUUUUUUUUUUUUAUGUUUGUCGAAUUUUGCUAAAAUAAGAAAUGGAUUAGGUUAGUAUUUUCCUUUAGUUUAUGACCUGCUAUUUCCUAAAGCGUCUUUAUUCUCAUUCCAUGGUUGAAAACUUACAAAAAAAGUAAAAACCCCAAACUCUUUCUUGAUUUCGGAAUCUAGGGUUUCCAGAUAUGCUCCUACUAUACACACCAAAAUCUCCUUCUCUCUCUCACUCAGCAUCCCUUCGAUUACUGUUACAGAUCUGGAAAACCAGAAAAGUCUUCGCUUAAUUUCUUUUGCUAUUCUUGGAUUCCAUCAGCCCACCCAAGCCUUAAUUAGCUUUUCUAUAUUUGGAAACUCGUCAAGUUUCUAUAUUUGUUGAUUUGAUUGCAAAAAAAAAAAAAUUGGAAUUAUUCUCCACCCCUUAAAAAUAAUACUCCUUUCUAUAAAAACUGCAGUCCUUCUCAGAAAACUCAAUCAUAUAAUGUGUGUGUGAGUGAGAGAGAGAGAGCUAGAAAGAGAGAGAGAUGGUGAGGGGAAAAACUGAGCUAAAAAGAAUCGAAAACGUGACAAAUAGGCAGGUUACCUUCUCGAAGCGCAGAAGCGGGCUGUUGAAGAAGGCAUUUGAGCUUUCAGUUCUUUGUGAUGCUGAAGUUGCUCUCCUUGUCUUCUCUUCCACAGGAAAACUAAGCGAAUUCUCAAGUUCCAGCAGUGGGAUCAAUAAGACCAUAGAAAGAUACAUAAGAAAUGAGAAGGCCAUUUCAAGUUGGAGUAAAACUUGCAUGGAUGAAAAUGUCAAGUUUAUGACAAAUGAAAGCAGUAGUCAUGAAUUACAUAAGAAGAUAGAGUUCCUUGAAGAAUCUCAGAGAAAACUCAUGGGAGAGGGUUUAGAUUCUUGUUCAACUGAAGAGUUAGAACAGGUCGAACGACAGUUGGAAUCUAGUUUAAGAAGCAUCAGAGCUACCAAGAGUAAAUUAAUGAACGAGCAGGUCGAUCAGCUGAAAGAACAGGAAAAGAAACUGGCGAGAGAAAACACAGAAUUGAGGAAAAAGCUACAUUUGCAAAGAUCCAUUUUGGCAGUGGCUUCUCAGGCGCUGCCUGCCAAGGUGGAAACAGCUUUAUUUAUCGGCCCACCUUCUCAAACACACUGGCAAACGCCAUGAAUAUAUAUCAUUCUAUACUUUUUUUUUCUGUUCAUCAAAUAUAAUUUUCUUUUUUAGACUUCUGACAAAAUAAUGUGCAUAUAUAUAUCUCGUGCCAGACACAUAUUUUGUUUUGGAUUGUUGAAGAUUGUACUGACAAGGCAUAAUAAUGAUGAAGCUUUAUAUCA
This is a messenger RNA of Salvia miltiorrhiza (redroot sage), 1413 nucleotides long. Its product is annotated as agamous-like MADS-box protein AGL14. Gene Ontology annotation, cellular component: nucleus. The transcript is spliced from 7 exons. Bases 611 to 1246 code for a protein of 211 amino acids. The record is from RefSeq and is a predicted model, not a curated record. NCBI's taxonomy places the organism in Eukaryota, Viridiplantae, Streptophyta, Magnoliopsida, Lamiales, Lamiaceae. Gene Ontology annotation, molecular function: RNA polymerase II cis-regulatory region sequence-specific DNA binding; protein dimerization activity; DNA-binding transcription factor activity, RNA polymerase II-specific. Gene Ontology annotation, biological process: positive regulation of transcription by RNA polymerase II.